UCUCCUCCCCCACUCCUUCCUCCUUCCUCCCAUCCCGAGUCCUCUCUUCCACCGCUCCUUCCUCCUUCCCCCCAUCCUGACUCCUCUCCUCCCCCUCUCCUCCUGCCCCGGCCCCUCCCCCCGCUAGUAUGGCCAUGGUCGUGAACCCUUGGCAGGAGGAGAUCCCCGGGGGCCCGCCAGGCGCCCAGCCCCCUCCGGGCCUGCCGUGCGCUCCGGAGCCGGGGGUGGCCCCUCCGCCGCCGGGCCCCCCGAAGGGCGCGGUGGCCCCGGGCCCGGCGGAGGCGGGCGAGAAGGGGGGCGCCCCGCCGAGCGUGGACUGCAUGGUGUGCGGGGACAAGUCCAGCGGGAAGCACUACGGGCAGUUCACCUGCGAGGGCUGCAAGAGCUUCUUCAAGCGCUCGGUGCGCCGCAACCUGAGCUACACCUGCCGCAGCAACCGGGAGUGCCCCAUCGACCAGCACCACCGCAACCAGUGCCAGUACUGCCGCCUCAAGAAGUGCCUCAAGGUCGGCAUGCGCCGGGAAGCCGUGCAACGGGGACGCAUGGCCCACACGCAGACCAGCCCGGGCCAGUACCUGCUGAACAACGGAGACCCGUACAAUGGCCACUCCUACCUGACCGGCUUCAUCUCCCUGCUGCUGCGGGCCGAGCCCUAUCCAACCUCCCGCUACGGGGCCCAGUGCCUGCAGUCCAACAUCAUGGGCAUCGAGAACAUCUGCGAGCUGGCUGCCCGCCUGCUCUUCAGCGCCAUUGAGUGGGCCAAGAACAUCCCCUUCUUCCCUGACUUCCAGCUCUCUGACCAGGUGUCCCUGCUGCGCAUGACCUGGAGUGAGCUCUUCGUGCUCAACGCCGCCCAGUGCUCCAUGCCGCUGCAUGUGGCCCCGCUGCUGGCGGCCGCUGGCCUCCACGCCUCACCCAUGUCGGCCGACCGGGUGGUGGCCUUCAUGGACCACAUCCGGGUCUUCCAGGAGCAGGUGGAAAAGCUCAAGGCUCUGCACGUCGACUCGGCGGAGUACUCCUGCCUCAAGGCCAUCGCUCUGUUCACGCCAGAUGCAGUAGGCCUCUCGGAUCUGGGCCCCGUGGAGAGCAUCCAGGAGAAGUCGCAGUGCGCCCUGGAGGAGUACGUCCGGAACCAGUACCCCAACCAGCCCAGCCGCUUUGGCCGGCUGCUACUCCGCAUGCCCUCCCUGCGCAUCGUCUCCGCGCCCGUCAUCGAGCAGCUGUUCUUCGUCCGCCUGGUGGGCAAGACGCCCAUCGAGACCUUAAUCCGAGACAUGCUGCUGUCGGGAUCUAGCUUCAACUGGCCCUACAUCCCCAUGCAGUGAGGAGGGCGGCAGGAGGAGCUGGGGGCUCUGGGGCAGCGGAGACGCGCCCCUGGAUUCCGUCCGGAGCAGGAAGGAUCGCCGUGACCCCUCCCUGCUUUGGAGGAAUGGGCAGGACUCACCGCCGGCACGUUGGAGGGCGGGGGUUGACGGUCCCACGGCGCUGGGGCGUGGGGCGUGAGGCCCAGCGUCUGGACUCCGGAGAACAAAGGGGAGUGGAACUGAUUCUUGAGGGGAUCGAUUCUCAAAAGGCCCGUCCUGUUCCCUUCCCAAUGGGGCAGGAAUUCCCACUUGCCCCCCUGUCCCAGCCCCGAUUUAAUCUACCAGUGUGACACAGACAUAACCACAUUUAAUCAUGCAGCUACCUGUACUCGUUUGCUUCUGUUUGACCUGUACGCACGGAAAAAUCUGGACCUUCCUCCUACCCCGGCCUGCGAGGGGACUCUGCAAACCAGGGACAAUCUGCACCCUACCCGUGGGACUUCCAAGCGCCCAACGACUUGCCGCUGCCCGGCAGCCUGCGCGUACCGAAUCCGACGGCUGGGCAGCUGAGCCCACGCGAGCCUGUCUCUGGCUUUUGACUAUAUCAGCAUUUGGUAUCCGGCAGCUGAGAACUGAGGACUCAUUACCGGAGUGGCCUUGAUCAUGCGACAAAUUGCUCUCUCCCUUUUUGGUGGGGGCAGGAGGGUUGUCAAAAAAAAAGGGGGAGGGGGAUUAUGGCUUGGUAAAACACACACAAAGCUGAGCCUGCAAUCUCAUUGCCCGUGUGUGUGCGUGUGUGUGUGUGUGUGUGUGGUGGGAUGGGGAGGGGUAAAGUUUACCAAUCCCCUUGGAAUAAAAGGCCUGAGGCAUGGACUAUUUAUAAAUAAAAUAAACCUAUAUUAUAUCCUGAAUUCUUCUGUUCUCCCCUUGAACAUGAAAAUGUAUAUUCUCCCCCCCCCCCCCGCACCCUGUCUCCUUUUGUUUUUUAAUUUCCCCCUUCUCCUUUGUAAAGAUAUUUUGCUGUGGAUUGUGGAUUUCUCUUUGGAAACAAACAAAACAAAACAAAAACCCACCACUUUUUUAUUUUAUUUUAUUUUUUUGGUGGAGCUGGCGUUAUAAUUAAAACUGAUGAUUGCUGAAUUCA
Messenger RNA from Chrysemys picta bellii (western painted turtle), 2448 nucleotides. Its product is annotated as nuclear receptor subfamily 2 group F member 5. NCBI's taxonomy places the organism in Eukaryota, Metazoa, Chordata, Testudines, Emydidae. Gene Ontology annotation, molecular function: RNA polymerase II cis-regulatory region sequence-specific DNA binding; nuclear receptor activity; zinc ion binding. Gene Ontology annotation, biological process: regulation of transcription by RNA polymerase II; anatomical structure development; cell differentiation. The record is from RefSeq and is a predicted model, not a curated record.